GUAAGAGAAGACCAAGAUGGACCCGAUGAGCCCCAACCUCACCAACACGUCCCUGCUGCCGAACCGGACGGACCGGCCCGAGCUGACCCCGGCUGACGUCACCAUGCAGCUGGUGUUCGGCUCGAUGAUGCUGGUCUUCGGGCUGAUCGGAGUCGUCGGGAACGCCGUCGCCUUGUACGCCUUCUGCAGAUCCCGAAGUCUGCGACGACCCAAAAACUACCUGAUCGCGAACCUGUGUCUGACGGAUAUGGUGAUUUGCCUGGUGUACUGCCCUAUCAUCGUCACUAGGAGUCUCAGUCAUGGCUUGCCAAACAACGAAAGCUGUAUCGUGGAGGGUUUUGUGGUGGGACUCGGCAGUAUCGUCAGCAUCUGCAGCCUCGCCGGCAUCGCUUGGAAGCGAUACCUCACCAUACCCAACCCAAUCAAAUCCCUGUCCAUUCUGACGCACCGUGCUCUUCUCGGGGCCGUCUCGGCCGUCUGGGAAUACGCCUUUCUUCUUGUAUUCCCUCCGCUGGUCGGCUGGGGACGCUUCGUGAGCGAGGAGUCGAAGAUCAGCUGCACCUUCGACUACAUGUCCACAGAUGACGCCACCAGAGCACAUGUGAUCUUCCUUGUGAUUGGUGCGUUCGGACUCCCGUUCGCCGUGAUUGCCUAUUGCUACAUCCGUUCCUUUGCCGCCGUCCGGAAGUGCACGAAGGAAAGAAAACAGAUGUCCCUCUGGGCAAAGUCAGAUUCAAGGUCAGAGGUCAAAGCAGCAGUAAACGCUUUCGUCAUCACUACGUCAUUCUGCCUGUGUUGGUGUCCCUACGCUGUGGUGGCGACCAUGGGGGUAUCAGGUUUCACUGUUCACAGCCACGCCGUCUUCAUAGCCGCCCUCCUCGCCAAGCUGUGCGUGCUCUUCAACCCAGUCGCUUACGUUCUGUCCAUCCCAAGUUUCCGUAAAGCGCUUUUCUCCUCCUCAAACGAUCGGACAAAAUAUCAGACCGCGUUUACAUUUGAGGGUUUGGUGAAGAGCCCACUGAUGGCAAGAAAACGGGAGUUUAAGUCGCUUGACGGAUAUCGGAGCAGCAUCGUGAACAGUAACAUAGAAUCCAUAGAAUUGGCUGUACCGUACUCCGCAUCGCGCGAGUCGUGCCUGCUCAGCCGGGCUGCCACGGAACGGCUGGCGGGGAGAAGCCCGUCUCUCACCGACAUCGUGGGGGAGUUUGGGCUGCAUCAUCGAGAAACCUGGGUGUGA
Branchiostoma floridae (Florida lancelet) is the source of this 1237-nucleotide messenger RNA. RefSeq names its product melanopsin-like. Gene Ontology annotation, molecular function: G protein-coupled receptor activity. The record is from RefSeq and is a predicted model, not a curated record. NCBI's taxonomy places the organism in Eukaryota, Metazoa, Chordata, Leptocardii, Amphioxiformes, Branchiostomatidae. Gene Ontology annotation, biological process: G protein-coupled receptor signaling pathway. Gene Ontology annotation, cellular component: membrane.